AUGCAAGACUUCCAUAAUCAAGGGUGGGCUCUCACCCUUCUCAGUCUGCUCCUUUGUGUAUUGGGCACCUUGAUCAUCUACGUGGAGAAUGUGUACUACUUCGUCUUCCCUCGAUUCAUCACCCGACGUUGGCCCAUCAAACUCGAACGAAAUUAUCGUUUCCUUACUUGCCUGAUGGCUUUCAGUUCCGGAGGAUUGCUUUUCACGUCGUUGUUCAGGCUCUUGCUGGAAGGCCGAGAGUACUUGGAACGGGCUACCACCAAUGACAGCAAUUCUAACCUUGACUGGGAACUCUUGGUGGCUUAUUUUGGGGGAGCCACCUUCUACUUGACCUUUAAUUACAUCCUUCAUGUCCUCACCAGCGAACUGGUGAUUCAUUGCUCUCACGGCGAUGAGGAGCAUCAUGGCUUCCAAGAUACCCACGCACACAACCACAAUGCGAGCUCCCAUCACAGUCACAGUCACCACGACGAUGCCUAUGACAACCACUCGGUGCUGCUGACAUUGCUGGCUUCAGCCCAAACUGGGACCGAUUCCACUUAUAAUGAUCCCGAUGAGUCUACGCCAUUAGUAAGAGAAAGCAUUAUUCAUCUUGUUUCGUCUGCGGUUGAAAAUCUGAAAUGCAAGGGAUACUCGCUGGCCGAGCUUUGUGUGUUUCACGCCACAACCGGUGACAAUGAGCUCCACUUUUGCGAAGUGCCCGAGAUGGAAGUAGCUGAAGUCACUGAAGCUGAUUUGCAUCCUGUCAGCACUCGUACAUCAUUCCAUUCCAAACACGACCACCACCACCAUCACGUUAACCUGCCGAAAUCGAGGCUUUUCCUCAUCGGCUUGCAAACCACCCUUGCCAUCACUCUUCACAAGUUCCCUGAAGGGUUUGUGACUUACGUAACAUCGGAGACCGAUCCUCAAUUGGGAGUGCUGGUGUUCUUACUGUUGUUGAUGCACAACUUCACCGAAGGGUUUACCAUGUGUUUGCCGCUUUAUUACAGUUUCAAUGAGACCAGUCGAGCUCGCUUUGCCAAGAUCAAGGCGGUAGCGAUUCUGGCGUUACUUGGUGGUUUAUCCCAACCCCUUGGGGCAUUGCUUGGGGCAGUGUUUAUGGCUUACAACGAAGAUGAUAAAGUGCCUGGCGAGGUUACCCUGAUGUUUGGUUACACUCUCGCCGUGACCGCUGGCUUCUUGACGGUGGUUGCGCUUCAGAUGUUCGGUCUGGCGGUAAGCUUUGGUGGUUCGUUGAACCGAACGAUGGUGUGGUGUUUCAUUGGCAUGUCGAUCAUCGGCUUUCUGGGGGUGUACGUUGAGUAG
Molecule: messenger RNA, 1308 nt
Organism: Diutina rugosa
Lineage: Eukaryota; Fungi; Ascomycota; Pichiomycetes; Serinales; Debaryomycetaceae
Product: Zn(2+) transporter
Exons: 1
Coding region: 1-1308 (435 amino acids)
Biological process (GO): zinc ion transmembrane transport
Cellular component (GO): membrane
Molecular function (GO): zinc ion transmembrane transporter activity
Source: RefSeq, a predicted model, not a curated record